Penicillium daleae is the source of this 2144-nucleotide messenger RNA. Its product is annotated as 60S ribosomal eL15 domain-containing protein. The transcript has 6 exons. The record is from RefSeq and is a predicted model, not a curated record. Lineage: Eukaryota; Fungi; Ascomycota; Eurotiomycetes; Eurotiales; Aspergillaceae. Gene Ontology annotation, molecular function: RNA binding; structural constituent of ribosome. The coding region runs from base 1 to 1935 and encodes 644 amino acids. Gene Ontology annotation, biological process: cytoplasmic translation. Gene Ontology annotation, cellular component: ribosome; cytosolic large ribosomal subunit.
AUGUCCACGGUGGCCACGCUUUUUGCUGGCCCGGGAAGCGCCGCCAAUGUCUCCGGCUCAGUCAGUGAAAAUGUGGGGUUUCGCUAUGUUUUGGAUAGAACUGUCCAAACCCUUUCCACCAACGGAGUUCCAGAAUCCCGUCAAAUCUCUGGCCUUCUAUUCGUGCCCACCUUGGCUGCCCACGAUCCUUGCAAUGAUCUUGCGGCGCCGUUUGUGCCUAGGAAUGUGACUCGCCACGAGGAUGUGGCAAGUUUUGGUUAUCCCACAAUUGGAAUUGCCCCAUGGGUGUCUGAGGAUUGCACCAAGUCGUUUCUGGCUGCCUCACGAGAGGUUGAGUCUGAUGCACUAGUAUUCUUCCAGCCAUAUAAAAAUGACUCCGAGAUCCCUCCUCCGGCGACUAAUCUUUGCUGGGAUCUCAAUGACGGUGACCAGUGGAAGAAAGACAACCAAUACCCCAUCUACGCAAUUCCUGGCCCAGCAGCAACAACUCUGAUGCAUGAACUUGCCUGGUUCUCAAAUGGAAAGAAGAACCGGAGCCGUGGUGAAACCUAUCCAUCAUUUCAGAAACGUGAUAGUAGUGUUCGGUUGUUCACAAUGAUUGCCAAUGAACCUCAGACAGACUCGAAUCCAAGCCUAUGGAGCUUCGUGCUCAUUAUCCUCGGAUCAAUUUUUGGCCUGACCUUGAUAAUGUACAUCAUCUACAGGACUGUCAACCGCAGACGGCUCCUGCAAGCAGCACUUGCCGGGCAACAUGAUGUAGAGGGAGUUCCAAUGCAAGCAACGACUCCAGUUCAGGUGCCCCCAGAAGUUGUCGAACAACUGCCUCUUUACACCUAUGCAGGCCCAAGGUCUUCAUCUGUGGCUUCGAUCGUUAAGGACGAGGUUGAAUCCAAUGUGGCAGAGAUUGAUCCCAGUAGUCAAUCUCCUGAGCUACCGGCCGAGGUGGCCCGUGAAGACCUCUCCCGAGAUACCCCGAGAGUGGUUGGCAUUCGAAGACCGACACCGGCCGUCAUAAAUCCAGGUAGUAGAGGAGUCGUAGCUUCUGCGAAUCCAUAUCGACUGAGCCAUACCCAAACUAAUUGCGCAAUAUGCUUUGAUCCUUUCAUGAUUGGAUCCACCAGGGUGCGUGAGCUCCCAUGUGGGCACAUCUUUGACCAUGGUUGUAUCGAUCCAUGGCUCUUGACAAGGAACAGCGAGUGUCCGUUUUGCGACAACGACAAACGACCUCGUGAAGCCGACAAGGUACGCUCCUACGCCUUCCUCAAUCUACGAAACCCACACGUCAAAAAUACCAUCAGUCUCCUAACUCUUCAAUUGUUCCAGAUGGGUGCCCUCAAGUACGUCGAAGAGAUCCAGAAGAAGAAGCAGUCCGAUGUCAUUCGGUUCCUGCUCCGCGUUCGCUGCUGGGAGCUCCGCCAGCUGAACGCCAUCCACCGUGCUUCGCGCCCCUCUCGUCCCGACAAGGCUCGCCGUCUCGGUUACAAGGCCAAGCAGGGCUACGUCGUCUACCGCAUCCGUGUUCGCCGCGGUGGCCGUAAGCGCCCUGCCCCCAAGGGUGCCACCUACGGCAAGCCCACCAACCAGGGUAUCAACCAGCUCAAGUACCAGCGUGCUCUGCGUGCUACCGCUGAGGAGCGUGUUGGCCGCCGCUGCGCCAACUUGCGCGUCCUGAACUCCUACUGGAUCAACCAGGACUCCACCUACAAGUACUUCGAGGUCAUCUGUGUCGACCCCCAGCACAAGGCCAUCCGCCGUGACGCCCGCAUCAACUGGAUCUGCAACCCCGUCCACAAGCACCGCGAGGCCCGUGGUCUCACCGCUACCGGCAAGAAGUCCCGUGGUAUCAACAAGGGCCACCGCUACAACAACACCAAGGCCGGCCGCCGCCACACCUGGAAGCUCCACAACACCCAGAGCUACUGGCGUUACCGUUAAGUGCAUUAAUGCACAGGUCUGGUGUUUUAUGGUGGAAAAUAUUGGCUGCAUGUGGUUAUCUCUUCGAUCGAUUCUCUCCCGGACCGUUUCAUCUACGCUGGGUUCGAGUUUAAUGCAGACCAGCAGGAUCUGUUUUUAGCCAAAAAGCCAUCUUUGUUUUAUGUUGAAUUCCCCCCUGAUUAACGAAGUAUGACUGGUUCAACUCCAUA